Messenger RNA from Ceratosolen solmsi marchali, 770 nucleotides. RefSeq names its product RNA-binding protein pno1. Gene Ontology annotation, cellular component: nucleus. Lineage: Eukaryota; Metazoa; Arthropoda; Insecta; Hymenoptera; Agaonidae. The transcript has 3 exons. The record is from RefSeq and is a predicted model, not a curated record. Gene Ontology annotation, molecular function: RNA binding. The coding region runs from base 4 to 723 and encodes 239 amino acids.
UACAUGCGCAUAAAAUAUUUGAGCUUUAAAAAUACAUUGCAAAGUUCAGCUCCAAAGUUAUACGUCUACCAAUACAAAAGUAUGGAUAAACAGGAUCAGUGCAUAGUUGAUACAGUACAUGAUAUUAAAGGUCAAAUUCAGAAUAAAUCUCCAUUCAAAAGAAUAAAGUUUGUUCAAGGAAAUGAAAUUCGAAGAAUUUCGGUGCCAGCUCAUAGAUAUACACCAUUAAAAGAAAACUGGAUGAAAAUUUUUACACCGGUUGUUGAGCAUCUUCAGUUACAAAUUCGUUUCAAUUUAAAAACAAGAAAUAUUGAAUUGAAAACAGCACCAGAAACUACAGACAUAGCAAAUCUUCAAAAAGGUGCAGAUUUUGUGAAAGCAUUUAUUUAUGGUUUUGAAGUUGAAGAUGCACUAGCAUUACUACGUUUGGAUGAUUUAUUUAUCGAAACUUUUGAAAUACAAGAUGUAAAACCUUUAAAAGGGGAUCAUUUAGCAAGAGCUAUUGGUCGUUUAGCAGGAAAGGGUGGAAGAACAAAAUUUACAAUUGAAAAUGUCACAAAAACUAGAAUUAUUCUAGCAGAUGUAAAAAUACACAUUCUUGGUUCAUUUCAAAAUAUACAAUUAGCAAGAAGAUCCAUAUGUAAUUUAAUUCUUGGAAGUCCACCUUCUAAAGUUUAUGGACAAUUACGAAAUAUGGCAGGUAAAAUUGCUCAACGAUUUUAAUAUAAAACUAUUUAUCUAAUUGUAAAAAAACCAAUGUUACACAAGAA